AUGGCGGAAUUCUCCUUGGAUGGCUUUCAGCUUCAGGACAUCUUUAACUCAAGCCUGAGUUGGGAUUAUUUCCCAAACAGCAGCUACAACCCCGUUCACCUCAGGAAUGCCUACGCUGACUGCAACACCUUCAAGGUUAAAUCAUUUAACCAAGUCUUCCUUCCCAUUUUCUACCUUGUCAUCUUCUUUGUGGGACUGUUGGGGAAUGGAAUGACAGUGGCCGUUCUCUUGAGGAACAUGCAGACAUUGGCCGUGACUGAUAUCUAUAUUCUCUACUUGGCAUUCACUGAUAUUCUCCUGGUGGCCAGUCUGCCAUUCUGGGCCACAGAGUCAGCCAAGGGCUGGAUCUUUGGGUCAACUGCUUGCAAAAUAAUUGGGGCAAUGUUCAACAUCAAUUUUAACAGUGGCAUCUAUCUUCUAGGUUGCAUAAGCUUUCAGCGUUAUCUUUCUAUUGUACACGCAGUCCAGAUGUACAACAAGCGCAGGUCUUUAUCAGUGCAUAUCAACUGCCUUGUUGUUUGGCUCUUCUGUCACCUUUUAGCCAUCCCUGAUUUCAUAUACUUGAGAGAAAUAUAUUCCAAUGGCACUUUGCAAUGUCACUAUGAUUUUGAUGCCAAUAUUGCCAAGGCCUGGAUGGUGGGCUUUCGAUUUUUCUACCAUGUCACCAGCUUCCUUGUGCCGAUGACAAUAAUGUUCUACUGUUACAUCAUGAUCAUAAAAACUCUACGUGGAUCCCACAACAUGCAAAAGAGUAAGGAGCGUAGGGCCAUGAAGGUCAUUGUCAUGGUAAUUGCCGCAUUCUUAAUCUGCUGGGUCCCUUACAACAUAGUCCUCUUCAUAGACACUCUGCAGAGGCUGGGUGCCAUAGCCAGGAACUGUGUCAUUGAAUCUCAGCUGGACAUUGCUGUCUCCAUCACAUCCAAUUUGGGUUAUUUCCACUGUUGUCUCAACCCAUUCCUCUAUGCCUUUGCUGGAGUGAAGUUUAGGAGAAACUUGCUGCAGAUCUUCAGUGAUAUUGGCUGCAUCAGGCAGAAGACUAUGAAGAAAUACACUAAAUCUGGCAGCAGACCGUCUAUGACAACAACUGCAGACAGCAGACAGAGAGUUAUUGGAAGGAAAGAUCGAUGGGAAACGAAGGAGAAGGAAGCAGAGGAGGAAAUGGAUGACAGAUAUAAUGAUGCAGUUGACUUAAGUGGAAUGGAUAAGGACAGCACAGGAUUGACAGAGGUGGAGGUCCAUGGCUUCUGGAAAGAAGAUGACACCAAUGAAUGA
Messenger RNA from Carcharodon carcharias (great white shark), 1272 nucleotides. RefSeq names its product C-X-C chemokine receptor type 3-like. The transcript is spliced from 3 exons. Gene Ontology annotation, molecular function: C-X-C chemokine receptor activity. Lineage: Eukaryota; Metazoa; Chordata; Chondrichthyes; Lamniformes; Lamnidae. Gene Ontology annotation, biological process: regulation of leukocyte migration; G protein-coupled receptor signaling pathway; immune response. Gene Ontology annotation, cellular component: membrane. The coding region runs from base 1 to 1272 and encodes 423 amino acids. The record is from RefSeq and is a predicted model, not a curated record.